Messenger RNA from Eutrema salsugineum, 3063 nucleotides. Its product is annotated as subtilisin-like protease SBT3.12. The record is from RefSeq and is a predicted model, not a curated record. The coding region runs from base 785 to 3031 and encodes 748 amino acids. Gene Ontology annotation, biological process: proteolysis. Gene Ontology annotation, molecular function: serine-type endopeptidase activity. The transcript has 8 exons. Lineage: Eukaryota; Viridiplantae; Streptophyta; Magnoliopsida; Brassicales; Brassicaceae.
UUUUUUUUUUGUCGACGAUUGUAUAUGUUUGUUGCUCGACCCAAAAUGCGAAUAGAUACGUAAUGAUUAAUCGUCUUCCUCGUCGAUCGUCAUCAUUAACCUAGCUAAGCUUCUCUCACUAUCCUCCUCUUUUAUUUUCUUCUACUUUCCUCUUUUUCAGUUUUUACAUUGAGGUUGAUCGUGUUCAUAGUUCGUACGAAACCCUAAUUGAGUAAUUGCUAGUUCCUAGUUCCUACUCUCUUUCGAAUUUGGUAUCUAAUCUUGGAGAAGGGCUAAAAAAAAACUUACCAAGGAAAUUACUUUCUGCGAAGUCACUAUAAUUCCAUAUUCAUCAUCACUGCUAAUGUUUGUUUAAAUUAGAGUAAGCUAUUUUUGUUUUUGUUUUUUUUUCUCGAUUUUGGAUGUGCAAAUAGAAGAAAAUAACAGAUUUGUUGGAGAGAGCUGUUUUCAGUAACAGCCAAAAAAGAAAAAAAUCCCAAAAUUAGCAGGAACGAAACACAAAACUGUUAAAACUAUCUAUGGCGAAAAUGGAUUUGUGUUGUUGAUAUCUAUUUGGACAUUCCACAUUGGUUUGUUUGUUCGAUCUAAUUAAUUUUUUUUAUUUUUAUUUUUAUUUUGGUGAUUGUUUAUUGUGAGCAACUAACAGCUAUUCAGGUCUGUGUUGUAAUUGUGGUUGUGUAAGUUUUUGAAGACUAUUUAAGAAUAAAAAUGCAGACUCGAUACAAAAUAUACUCCAAAAGGAGAAAGCAAUUGGUUCUUCCAAAGGAAAAACAAACCCAAGAAAAUGGGAUUUGUGAAGGGAAAUUCCAAAGCAUGUCUCUUUAUUGGAUUCUUGUUCAUUCUUAAUCACGUCUUUGCUCAAGAAAGCGGCAAUGAGGAGAGAAAGGUUUAUGUUGUGUAUUUAGGCGAGAGGCAACACGAUGAUCCUAAGCUGGUCACCAAAUCACACCGCAAGAUGUUGAAAUCGGUUUUGGGAAGCUCGGAAGCUGCUCGAGAGUCCCUCAUCUACAACUAUAAACAUGGAUUUUCCGGGUUUGCAGCCAGGCUUACAGAGUCACAAGCUAAGAAACUUUCAGACCGUCCUGAUGUUUUCAGUGUCGCAUCAAAUCGAAAGGUUCAGUUGCAGGCCACAAGGGUUGGCGAGUAUAUGGGUCUUUCACCAAUUUAUCCCAAAGGAAUUCUCCAUGACACCAACAUGGGAAGUGAAGUUGUGAUUGGUGUUCUUGACACGGGGAUAUGGCCAGAGUCUCGAGCUUUUAGCGACGAAGGGCUUGGACCGAUACCAAAACAUUGGAAGGGGAAAUGUGUAGCCGGAGAGGACUUUGACCCAGCAAAGCACUGCAACAAGAAGCUUAUAGGAGCAAAGUACUUUCUUGAUGGCUGGGAUGUGAAAAACAAAGGGAUCAAUUUAACCGAGGAUGAAUAUAGAUCCCCUAGAGGUUAUAAACAACACGGAACGCUGUGCGCUUCAAUUGCAGCCUCUUCUUUCGUGCCUAACGCUUCAGUAAGUGGUCUUGCACCUGGAGUCAUGAGAGGCUCUGCUCCAAAGGCUCGUAUAGCUAUGUACAAGGUUAGCUGGCAAACGACUGGUGGUAGUAGAAUUGCGGAUUGUGUCAAGGCAUUUGAUGAGGCCAUCAAUGACGGCGUUGACGUAAUCUCGGUUUCAUUGGCACCGGACGGGCCUCCUUUCAAACCAUAUAACGCGAUUGGGGAAGAUCUUGAGCUUGGUUCGUUCCAUGCAGUGACAAAAGGCGUCCCGGUCGUGACUGGUUCUGGUAAUGAUGGCCCCACAGCUUACACUGUGGUUAAUGCAGCUCCGUGGUUUAUCACAGUCGGUGCAACUAGCCUCGACCGUGCUUUUUAUGUAGACGUUACUCUUGGAAACAACUUAACCAUAAUGGGUCAAGCUUUUUAUACAGAUAAAGAAGUGUUUGGUGAUUUAGUUUACGCCGAAGACACGGAAGCCUCCAAAUCUGAGCUGCUGCGGGAAAAAGUUGUCCUAACGUUUGUGAAAGAAGAAACAGACGUGUUGCAUACUAUCUCCGGUUCCAAUGCCAAAGGGUUGAUCAUUGCACGAAGUUCUGAUUAUAUAUCUGAAACUUCUUUUCCAUAUCCAGCCGUCCUCGUAGACUAUGAAGUCGGAACUAAGAUUCUAAAGUACAUCCGGUCGGCAAGUUCGCCCACGGCUAAGAUAAGCGGAGGUAAAACGCUCGUGGGACGUCCUAAAGCGACUACAGUUGCAGGAUUCUCAUGUAGAGGGCCUAAUUCAGCCUCUCCAGCCAUUCUCAAGCCUGAUGUGGUAGCACCCGGCGCGAUGAUUCUUGGAGCUGACGUAUCAGACAACCCACAUGCCAAAGGAUUCGCCAUUGCUACAGGAACAUCCUUUGCCACUCCUGUUGUUUCAGGAAUCGUCGCACUUCUCAGAGCUUUACACCCUGACUGGUCUCCUGCCGCUCUCAAAUCCGCUCUCAUGACUACAGCGUGGAGGAGCGAUCCAAACGGGGAGCCGAUUUUCGCAGAAGGAUUCCCACGGAAACUGGCUGAUCCAUUUGACUACGGUGCAGGACUCGUGAACGCUGAAAGAGCCAGAGAUCCAGGACUUGUCUACGACAUGAACCUCGACGAUUACAUCCACUAUUUCUGCGCCUCUGGUUACAACGAUACAGCGAUCUCUGUACUCACCGGGAAACCGACAAAAUGCUCGUCUCCUCUACCAUCUAUUCUCGACUUGAACUAUCCAGCCAUCACGAUUCCUGACAUUAAGGAAGAAGUGAGCCUCUCGAGAACGGUGACUAACGUUGGACCUGUGGAUUCGGUUUACAGAGCCGUGGUCGAGCCUCCGCCAGGUAUAAAGAUUGUUGUUGAACCGGAGACUCUGGUGUUUAAUUCGAGCACGAAGAAACUUGGGUUUAAAGUUAGGGUUUCAACGAGUUAUAAGAGUAACACUGGUUACUUCUUUGGUAGCUUCACUUGGACUGAUGGUACUCGAAAUGUUACCAUUCCUUUGUCUGUAAGGACUCGUGUUUCUUAAGCCUUGAAAAAUAAAAAAAGAUUCCUCAAAAA